UCCAAAAUCAUUGAGCAGCUGUCAGAGGUGUCCAACAAAGCGCAAAGGCUAGGAACAGAAACCAUGUCUCAGGUUAACCAGUCGUUUUCACGCAGGAGCAUGUCCAGCUCCAGUUCCAGUUCUCGUCCCUUCACCUCGCUCUCGCUCAGCGGGGGAUACUCCAAGCGCAUCGCCGUUGGUCAUGCGCCAAGUGUCUAUGCAGGUGCAGGGGGCUCCAGCGUGCGCGUCUCUUACGCACAGGGUUCCAGGAGCAGUUUCGACCUGGCCAGCGCGCUCGGCGGAGGCGGCGGCGGUGGAGGUGGAGGUGACAAUGGGUUCGGUGUGGCUUUGAACGAGAAGGCCACCAUGCAGAACCUCAACGACCGUCUGGCGAGCUACCUGGAGAAGGUGCGCUCCCUGGAGAAAGCCAACGCGCAACUGGAGCGCCAGAUCCGGGAGUGGUACGACAAGAGGACCCCUGUCUCCAGAGACUACAGCCACUAUUACGUCACAAUUGAAGAUCUGCGCAAAAAAAUCAUUGUCGCCAGCCAGGACAAUGCCAGAAUCAUCCUUCAGAUCGACAAUGCCAAACUGGCAGCUGAGGACUUCAGAGUCAAGUAUGAGAAUGAGUUGGCCCUGCGUCAGUCAGUGGAGGCUGACAUCGCCGGUCUAAGGAAGGUUCUGGACAGCCUCACUAUGUCUCGCUCGGACCUCGAGAUGCAGAUCGAGGGUCUGAAUGAGGAGCUAGUCUACCUGAAGAAGAACCAUGCAGAGGAACUCGCAGCUAUUCGCUCUCAAAUGUCCUCCAGCAACGUAAACGUAGAGGUUGACGCUGCACCUCAGCAAGACAUGGCCCGCAUCAUGGAGGAGAUCCGACAACAGUAUGAAGGCGUCAUCGAGAAGAACCGCAGAGACAUGGACUCAUGGUACAAGGGCAAAUUCGACGAACUGAACAAGCAGGUCUCCACCAAACAAGAAGACCUUACAAUGUCCCGCAGUGAAAUCAAUGAGCUCAAGAGGACACUUCAGAGCUUGGAGAUCGAACUACAGUCACAGCUCAGCAUGAAAGCGGCACUUGAAGGCACACUGGGAGAGACAGAGUCACGCUACAACCUUCAGCUCAGCCAAUUGCAGGCUUUCAUUAACAGUCUGGAGGUGGAGCUUUCUCAGGUGCGCAUGGACAUCGAAAGACAGGGGAACGAAUACAAACUGCUCCUGGACAUCAAAACCAGGCUAGAGAUGGAGAUUGCAGAGUACAGGAGACUUCUGGAUGGAGAGGAGAUUCAGAAACAGACAAUCAAAGUUGUAGAGGUUGUAGCUGCUCCUCCUCCCCCCAAGCCCGAACCUGUGGUGACCAAGCGUGUUCGCACAGUAAUCGAAGAAGUGGUUGACGGAAAGGUCGUUUCUCGCACAGAGGACGUUGAUGUCGAGGUCGUGAAGAAGUAAAAGUGACAGCAAUGAGCUCUGUAAAGCCGGCAUAAAUUUUAAGCCUCAAUACCGCUGAUUAAAUUAUCCCUGUUCAACAUCUCAUGUAAAAAUGUGACGAAGAAUAAAAAAAUAUAAGAUGAGAAA
Carassius auratus (goldfish) is the source of this 1551-nucleotide messenger RNA. RefSeq names its product keratin, type I cytoskeletal 19-like. Lineage: Eukaryota; Metazoa; Chordata; Actinopteri; Cypriniformes; Cyprinidae. The transcript has 8 exons. Gene Ontology annotation, cellular component: cytoskeleton. Bases 64 to 1425 code for a protein of 453 amino acids. Gene Ontology annotation, molecular function: structural molecule activity. The record is from RefSeq and is a predicted model, not a curated record.